Saccharomyces kudriavzevii IFO 1802 is the source of this 2454-nucleotide messenger RNA. RefSeq names its product Svl3p (gene SVL3). Lineage: Eukaryota; Fungi; Ascomycota; Saccharomycetes; Saccharomycetales; Saccharomycetaceae. The coding region runs from base 1 to 2454 and encodes 817 amino acids. Gene Ontology annotation, molecular function: oxidoreductase activity. Gene Ontology annotation, cellular component: cytoplasm. The transcript has a single exon. The record is from RefSeq and is a predicted model, not a curated record.
AUGUCAUCUUCGUCACUUCGAGUAUUGACUGUUGGGAACAACCCGAAUAUCUUGUUCUACACCUCAAGAUUCCAGCUGGCCAAGAAUAUUGAGCUUUAUCACGUUAACGAUUCGAAGUCAUGUCAAUUUGAGAUUGAAAGUGAAUGCUAUGGCAAGGACCGGUUUGAACUGGAAAAUCAUUUUACUUCUAUUGAACACUUGAGCGAGGCUUUAAGUUCUAAACCCGGUGAACCCGUUUUUGAUAUAAUCAUAAUGAGUGCUCCCUCUUUGCAGGAACUCUCCUCGUUGUCAUCCAAAUUGGCCUCUAUAAUCGAUUCGAACACCAAGAUUCUCUUGGAAAGCAGUGGGUUCAUUCAAUUGGAACCGUUUGUUAAGUUAUCAAUGGAUUCUCCGCAUAUAAGCGUCUUCAGUAUUUUAACUGACUUGGAUGUUCGUCAAAUUGGUCCAAACCAAUUCAGACAGUUUCCUGGUACUAUAAACGAAAACACAAUUUACCUGGGUGAAAGUAAGUCUAAUACUGAAAAAUACUCCGCCAGCGUUACAACACUAUUGACCACUUUUGAGAAACUAUUCGCUAAACUGUUUUCCAACAUAAAAAUCGAUUUGUGUAACUUUUCUUCGAUUGAAUUCCUAUCACAACAAUGGAAACUGGCCAUAUCCCGGAUUUGUUUCGAUCCGUUGUUAAUCAUGUUUGAACAGGAAAACCCGAGUGACUUAGACCAGCAGAUCAUUGCUAAGCCUUUAAUCUCCGGGUUGGUCACUGAAAUCAUUACCGUGGCUAAGACUAUGGGUGCUAGGUUAAAUAGUAAUUAUGAUAAUGAAAACGGCCUUUUAUCUUUGUGGAAGAAUUCAUAUCAAUCAACAAAUAAUCCGCCUGCAUUGGUUUACCAUUUCAUUCAUCAAACAACGCCAUUGAAUAUCGAUAUCCUGCUGUUACAAACUAUCCUAUUGGCUGAUGAUUUUGGUAUCAAGACUCCGUACUUAGAAUUCUUAUAUUCCGUCUUGUCCCAAUUUGAAAGAUUAAAUAACGGUGUCUCUAAGUUGUUUAUCAGAUCAAAUGAAAAAACACAAAUUCUGCAAAGUUUGCAAAAAUCGCAAAAGCAUGAAACUGCUUUACAGAAUCAGAUCUCCAUUUUAGAAGGCCAAAUUGAUAAAUUAAGACAAGAAUUAGUCAUACAAGCCAAACAACAUGAACUGGAAACCAACGAUGCAAAAGAGAAGUACCAAGUUGCUUUUAAAACUCAAGCCGAAGCUCCAGCAUCAACUGAAGUGGUUACUCCAACCGAAGCGACAAACCAACCAAAUAUUAACGAAUAUAAGGCAACAGGAACUCCGAAUUUGAGAGAUAUCGAAGAUAUGGCAUUAUAUAGUGUCAACUAUGGCGACUCUCCGUUGAAAUCCCCACCAACUGCUGUGAGCUUGCAACCACAGAUCAAUUCGCCACUAUCUUUUCACUCACAGACCUUUGAGGAGGACAAUGGCUCCAAUGACAAAUUGCUGCAAGAGCGUGAGCUGCAACUCCGUAAAAAAGAAUUGGAGCUACAAGAACGUGAAUUGGAGUACCAGAAAAGGGCAUUGCAACAACAAAGGUUCAAUAACAGUAGCAGCAAUUCUAUUCCAAGAAAGCCUUCCUUCCCUCAAUUACAACAAUCCGCAAAUAUCCGCUCCAGUAGUAGAGGGAUGCACGGCACUAAUGGGUCUAUACCCCAACCUGCAUCCGCCGGGCACUUUGUAGACCCAAUAUCAGCAGCAGGUAUGGCUACACAUGAUGCCCAACAACCUUCUGCCAUACCUUUGCAACAGCAAGUGCAACCAGUGCAAGUACAACCUUACCACUCACACUCUAUCAAACCCACAAGUAGGAAGAAUAGAAAUAGUAAUAUGCCCAAUAUUGGUAAUCCUUCCAGUAUAAACAUGAGCGAUUUUGGCAGACCACCAAACAGUUCAAGUCAAACUCGUUUGAGUUCAAUGCCCAACCAUAGUAUUGUAAACCAAAAUAGAUUGAGAUCACAACAAUCCAAAAACAAACUUAAUACGCCACACGCCGCCAAACCAAACAAUACCUACAACCAACCCCCUGCUCCCAAUAACCACGUUCCCGCACAAAGGCAGUUUAGCUCGAGUACCAUGAUAGAAAUCACAAAUAAUACUAACAAGGUUAAUAAUAGCAAUAGCAACCCAGAUAUUUCUACCAACUCAGUGGUUCACAAUGCAAUGCAAUUUACAGGCCCAAACAACAACUCAAGCAGUACUAUGGAUAUAAAUGAUCCUAGAAACUUCGUAGCUCCUCCCACGGGCUCUGUCUCAGCCCCGAGUACUCCAACUUUAUCUUCAUCAAGCCUAAUGGCAGAUGUGGCUUCGCCUGGUACAGAUAUUGCUGAUGAUGAGGAAAAGUCUCACGGUAAGAAGAAAAGGUUUGGCUUAUUCAAAAAGAAAAAUAAAUCAAAAAGAUAA